AUGGCCCUCCGCGUGCUGGCCGCCGUGCUCCUGGGCGCUGCCGCGUGGCAGUGCGCCUUCGUGAGCUCCGGCGCCGGGCCGACGCGCUCCCCGCAGGUGGGCGCGCAGGCGGCCACCGGCCGCUCUCUCUCCGCCGUUGAGGAGGAGGUGACCUCUCCCAUGGUGUCCGUCGGUGUUGGCGCCCUGGUGGGCUUGCUGGUGGCCCUGGCCGGCGCGUCCCCGGCAUUCGCCCAGCGCAACCAGGGCUACAACGGCAACGUCACCGAUGAGCUGGUGCGCUACGACAAGCCCGCGGGCACCGACAACCUCCUCAAGGAGCUCAAGGGCACGGACAAGAAGUCGUUCUACGAGGGCAAGAAGGACCUGGACUACAGGAACAAGGGCUUCAGGAUGGAAGAGAGCGUUUCCGAGCGGGCCCUGCAGAAGGGCAGCAAGAUGUGA
This is a messenger RNA of Symbiodinium natans, 441 nucleotides long. The record is from the annotation of a GenBank genome assembly. Lineage: Eukaryota; Dinophyceae; Suessiales; Symbiodiniaceae.